UGGCAAAGGGCGUGUCUUUCGGGCGCGCUGGCACAAUUGGCCGUCUCCCCCCCCCCCUAUACAGGCGUGCGCAGAGAUGUUUAAAUCGGCUUUUAACCCCUUUGUCGCUAUUGCCGUUCAAGAUGGGGUAGAAACUUGUUCAAGAGUAAAUAGACCGACAGGAUAAUGGCGGCAGUAUCGUCUCCAAUUCUUACUUUAUUACUUCUGUAUCAGCUCUUUUGGGCUCAGCUGGGGUUAUCUAGCACCUCUUCCAUCACUGAGGACAUCUAUAACCGCCUAGUCCGGUAUACUCGUUUCUCGGCAGCUGCAUAUUCUUCCGACUGCCGUAUACCUCCCGGAGGAGCAACAGUUGUCUCAUAUAUCAAUAACAACACUACGGAUACGCAAGCUACACUUUUUCGGGAUGAUGCUCACCAAGAUCUGAUUAUCGCAUUUCGCGGCACCUCGAGCGUGCAAGAUUUCGUCUCGGAUUUCAAUCAAACCUUGGUUCCAUUUUCCGGAUGUGAAAAUUGUACGGUUCAUGGAGGUUACUUUCGACAAUGGAACUCUGUAGCUGCUGUGGUUACUGAAGAUGUGAAAUCUUCCCUAGCCGACUAUCCAACAUAUACCAUUAGCGUGACGGGGCACUCAAUGGGGGCAUCUCUCGCCGUAUUUGCUGCUCAGACCCUCCAUGCUUUAUUCCCCGAUGACAAUGACCGACUAACCACCUAUACAUACGGCCAGCCACGGACUGGGAACCCAUCAUGGGCUGCGUAUAUAGACUCCUUACUCUCCCAACCAGGCAAAUUGUUUCGUGUGACGCAUGCGAAUGAUGGGGUGCCUCAAAUCCCAAGCACUUCAGAUGGAUAUCAACACCACGAGGAAGAGUAUUGGGCAAACGAUCCACCAAGUGUGGAAAAUACUGUGCGGUGCGAAGGAGAUGAACCUCCGGAUUGCAACCUUUCUGAGCCGGGCUUCGGCCUUGGCAAUGGUGGGAAGGGUAUCAAUCUGGCCCAUCUCAUCUAUUUUGGAAUUUCUAUCGGCGACCCUGUGGAUCCAGGGCUAUCGAGCUGCAGUGGAUAGAGUUACAGAGACAAGCGGUCUUAAUGCAUGCGCUCGAUGCAGGAAUAAGAUAUCAUUGGAACAAAGUAUCUGAGUCCCUAUUCACCGUCCGUUAACGGGCCUCUGUUCUCAGUGGCACAAUUCUCAAUAUGACAGUUUCCUGCGCCGCAGAAAUCAGUUCCAUUGCGCAGACACGAACAAUAAUAAUGACUACAUCCGAGCUUAACUUGAGCCUUAUGUCUAUACAUUUGGG
Molecule: messenger RNA, 1294 nt
Organism: Paecilomyces variotii
Lineage: Eukaryota; Fungi; Ascomycota; Eurotiomycetes; Eurotiales; Thermoascaceae
Exons: 5
Coding region: 166-1062 (298 amino acids)
Biological process (GO): lipid metabolic process
Source: RefSeq, a predicted model, not a curated record